This is a messenger RNA of Betta splendens (Siamese fighting fish), 6059 nucleotides long. It is a transcript of the gene mapk8ip3, whose product is annotated as mitogen-activated protein kinase 8 interacting protein 3. Gene Ontology annotation, cellular component: cytoplasm. The transcript has 34 exons. Gene Ontology annotation, molecular function: MAP kinase scaffold activity; kinesin binding; JUN kinase binding. The record is from RefSeq and is a predicted model, not a curated record. NCBI's taxonomy places the organism in Eukaryota, Metazoa, Chordata, Actinopteri, Anabantiformes, Osphronemidae. Gene Ontology annotation, biological process: vesicle-mediated transport. The coding region runs from base 710 to 4774 and encodes 1354 amino acids.
GACUCAGUCAGCUGGCUCCUCGGUCUGAGCAGCAGGCAGAGCCUCUCCCAGUGGGCGACAUCACCAGCACCGCCCGAGCCUGGCCGGCGGCAUCGGCGGCGCUACGCGGACGGACAUGGAGGAGUCGCUGUCGUAGAGGCGCAUCCGGAGCCGUGUCUUAUUUAUUCACCUAUUUAUUCCCUAAUUUAUUCGCCCCGCCAGUAAUGGCCGGGCUCCGCGGCGGCUGCUGCUGCUGCUGAGAGGCAGGUGCAGUAUCAUCAUCCACGGCUUUUGGUUCCUCGGCAUGGGCUGGCGGAGGCCGGUCCACAGGUUGGCCCAGUCCACGUCCACCGCUGCCCGGACCUGAGCGCGUCCGCGGGGGAACAAGCGACUGGGCCGCGUCUGGAGGCGACACAACGGGCCGGUGGCGGUGGAGCAGGGAGGGGGCCGCGUCACGUCGGAAUAUUAGAGGCAGUAUUUUCAGUAGCGAGCUCAAGGUUACACGCACGCACACACGCACGCACGCACCGCAGUCAGGCUUCGUUCACUGAACGCGGGCAGCUGGAAAAUGGCUUAGCGUUUCGCUUCUUCGCUGUGAUUGAACGUCCGCCCUCUCUGCGCUGAGCGGAUCCGAACCCCGUGACAGACUCGCCUUACAGGCCCCAAAACCGCUGGAGCGCAGCCUCCUCAUCCUCAUCUGGACGAACCGACGCCGGAUCCAGCCGCCAAGAUGAUGGAGCUGCAGAUAGACGAGGUGGUGUACCAGGACGACUACGGCUCCGGCUCCGUCAUGUCCGAGCGCGUGUCCGGCAUGGCCAACAGCAUCUACCGGGAGUUCGAGCGGCUGAUCCGGAGCUACGACGAGGAGGUGGUGAAGGAGCUGAUGCCGCUGGUGGUGAACGUGCUGGAGAACCUGGACGCGGUGCUGAUCGAGAACCAGGAGCACGAGGUGGAGCUGGAGCUGCUGAAGGAGGACAACGAGCAGCUCAUCACCCAGUACGAGCGCGAGAAGGCGCUGCGCAAGCAGGCGGAGGAGAAAUUCAUCGAGUUUGAAGAUGCGCUGGAAGCAGAGAAGAAGGAGCUGCAGAUGCAGGUGGAGUUCCUGGAGCUGCAGGGGAAACAGCAGGAGCUCAAGGCCAAGAACUACUCUGACCAGAUCACUCGUCUGGAGGAACGAGAGUCGGACAUGAAGAAGGAGUACAACGCUCUGCACCAGCGCCACCUGGAGCUGGUUCAGAGGAACGUGGGCCUCCUGGAGCGGACCAAGCUGCAGCAGUCGGGGAGUCAGUCCGACGCCUACGGACGCACGCCACACAACACAUGGAGGAAAAGCAACAAAGCGGAGCGGCCGCCGUCGCUGAGCCUGUUCCCCAGCGCCGAGGGCAUGGUACGUGGGGGUCUGGGGGGGGCUAGAACCCUGCCCGGGAAAGACAUCUGGCAGGUCAGCGAGCCGGGCCGGUCCACCUGCAGCUCUGCCUUUCAGGAGGACGGGUCGGAGUCGGACUCGGUGGCCGCCACCCCCAGCAGCGCCGGCAGCAAGUCCAACACCCCCACGUCCUCCGUGCCCUCCGCCACCGUCACCCCCAUCAACGAGGGCUUCCUGCAGCACGCCGACUUCGACGCCGUGCGGAGCGGCAACCGCAGGAAGAGCGCCAAGCGUCUGAGCCGGAACAUGGAGGUGCAGGUCUCCCAGGAGACCCGGAACGUCAGCAUCGGGAUGGGAAGCAGCGACGAGUGGUCCGAGUUCCAGGAGAUCAUUGAUUCGACGCCCGAGCUGGACAUGUGCGUGGAUCCUCGCGUGUACGGAGGAGGGAACAGCCCCUCUCAGGGAAUAGUGAACGAGGCCUUCGGCAUCAACACCGACUCCCUCUACCACGAGAUCAAGGACGCCAAGUCGGACAUCAUCGGCGACGUGGACGCCGGCGCCGAGCUGCUGGGCGAGUUCUCAGUCCGUGAUGAUUUCUUCGGGAUGGGAAAGGAGGUGGAGAACCUGCUGACGGAGAACAAACAGCUCCUUGAGACCAAAAACGCCCUGAACAUUGUGAAGAAUGACCUCAUAGCCAAAGUGGACGAGCUGUCGGGGGUGCAGGAGGUGCUGAGGGAGGAGCUGGAGACGGUGCGACAGUCCAAGAACAAGCUGGACGCCCGGGUCAAGGAGCUGGAAGAGGAGCUGAAGAGGUUGAGAGCUGAAGCCCUCGGUGCGUCCCGAGACUCCAAGGACGAAGGAGGGGACGAUUUCUCGUCACCCAUGCAGGACGGCGACAUGACGAUGACGCAGCGACGGCGGUUCACACGGGUGGAGAUGGCCCGAGUUCUGAUGGAGCGGAACCAGUACAAGGAGAGGCUGAUGGAGCUGCAGGAGGCCGUGCGGUGGACGGAAAUGAUCAGGGCGUCCCGGGAGAGUCCUCCGAUCCAGGAGAAGAAGAAGUCCACCAUCUGGCAGUUCUUUGCCCGUCUCUUCAGCUCAUCCUCCAGCCCUCCGCCCGUCAAGCGGCCAUACUACAGCGUCAACAUCCACUACAAGUCCCCCUCGCCGGCCGGGUUGUCUCAGCGGCGCAGCCACACCAUGUGUCAGAUCUCCACCUCCAACCGCACCCUGGAGUUCUUCCCUGAAGAACUGGCCAGUAACGGUGUUGCGUCUCUUCUCAGUGACUCUGCGCUGUUGGCCCGCAGAGAGCAGCGGCGCGAGCAGUACCGGCAGGUCCGCGAGCACAUGCGCCGCGACGACGGCAUCAUGCAGGCGUGCGGCUGGAGCGUCCCGUCUCGCUUCAAGCAGAAUCCUGGUCAGACGGACAGCGCUCAGAACAGCCCGCUGAAGAGACAACAGACCACCAACGAAAAGGAGGACAACCGCAUGAAGAACGUUCCUGUGCCAGUUUACUGCCGUCCUCUGGUCGAGAAGGACCCCAACAGGAAGUUGUGGUGUGCUGCAGGCGUGGAUCUGACCGGAUGGAGGACCGGCGGCCAGGAGGCGGUUCCAUCCAAACCCGGGUCCGGCAGCGGUGACCCCCUGCAGGCCGAGGAGGCCGGAGGCGACAAGAAGAGCAGCUCCCCAGAGAAGAGGAAGUCCAAGGAGCUGCAGGAAACCGACGCCAUGAGCAGUCGAGUGUGGAUUCUCACCAGCACCCACUCUGCCAGCAAGGUGGUCAUCAUCGACGCCAACCAGCCGGGCUCGCUGGUCGACCAGUUCAACGUCUGCAACGCCCACGUGCUGUGCAUCUCAAGCGUUCCAGCUGCCAGCGAGAGCGACUACCCCGCCGGCGAGAUCGUGCUGGAUCCCGGAGACGGCGGCGCCGGAGGGGGCGACGAUGGCGGUGGCGUGGAGGGGAUGCUGGCUGGCAUCACGCUGGUCGGCUGCGCCACCAACUGCAGCGUCGCCCGCAGCAACUGCUCGUCGCGCACCGACACUCCCAUCAUGGACAAGGGACAAGCCCCCACUGCUCCCCCCAUGAACGGGAAGAUUCACCCCGCCCAGUCGGCCGAGGAGGCCACAGAGGCCACCGAGGUUCCAGAGUCAACAACCAGCCACACGGGAAUGGGAUCUGGACCUCCAGGACCGUUCACCGAGCACGUCUUCACCGAUCCUCAGCCUCGUCCGGCCGACGCCUCCGAGCGGAGCACGGGUCAGUCCAAAGAGGAGACGUGUCAGCCGACGGAGACGGAGGACGGAGGCGAAGAGGCCAGGAGCUACACCAGCGUGGCCCCCACCAUGUGGCUGGGAGCCCAGAAUGGCUGGCUCUACGUCCAUUCCGCUGUUGGAAACUGGAAGAAGUGUCUCCACUCCAUCAAACUUAAAGACUCAGUGCUCAGCCUGGUGCACGUGAAGGGUCGUGUGCUGGUGGCUCUCGCUGAUGGGACCCUCGCCAUUUUCCACAGAUCAGAGGAUGGCCAGUGGGAUCUGUCCAACUACCACCUCAUGGACCUGGGCCGUCCUCACCACUCCAUCCGCUGCAUGGCUGUGGUCCACGAUAAGGUUUGGUGCGGCUACAAGAACAAAAUCCACGUCAUCCAGCCCAAGAGCAUGCAAAUCGAGAAGUCCUUCGACGCCCACCCGCGCAGGGAGAGCCAGGUGCGGCAGCUCGCCUGGAUCGGCGACGGCGUGUGGGUGUCGAUCCGUUUGGACUCCACCCUGCGCCUCUACCACGCACACACGCACCAGCACCUCCAGGACGUGGACAUCGAGCCGUACGUCAGCAAGAUGCUGGGUACCGGAAAGUUGGGCUUCUCCUUCGUCCGCAUAACGGCGCUCCUGAUCGGCGGAAACCGUCUGUGGGUCGGAACUGGAAACGGCGUGAUCAUCUCCAUCCCGCUGACAGAGACCGUGGUCCUUCACCGGGGACAGCUCCUGGGUCUGAGGGCCAAUAAGGUUUCUCCGACGUCGUCCGGAGGAGUGAUCCAUGUGUACGGUGACGACGGCUCCGAAAAGAGCAGCGGCAGCUUCAUCCCCUACUGCUCCAUGGCUCAAGCCCAGCUCUGUUUCCAUGGACACCGUGAUGCUGUCAAGUUCUUUGUCUCUGUUCCCGGAAACGUCCUGGCGACGCUCAAUGGCAGUGUGCUAGACAGUCCCUCAGAGGGGCAGGGAUCCACGGCGCCGCCCGAGACCGAGACCCAGAGUGUUCAAAACGUGUUGGUGCUGAGCGGAGGAGAGGGAUACAUCGACUUCCGCAUAGGGGACGGUGAGGACGAUGAGACGGAGGAGGGAGAGAACGGUGCAGCUUCGCAGAUGAAACCUGCUUUGAGCAAAGCUGAGCGGAGCCACAUCAUCGUCUGGCAGGUGUCCUAUGUGCCUGAGUGACUCCUGGCUCUGCUUUAACGCCCACCUCCCUCUCCUGUCCCCAAAGCUUCCAGCCGCCCAGACCUUGUAAUUACCCCCGGUUAUGUAAAAUGUCCCCUUCAGCUCUAAAACGACCCUCCAAGACAUGUAUGUAACUAUUAUGCGCCCCUCUUCCCAUCACCUUGUAACUUUAAUGCCUUGUAAGUACCUCCUCUGAUCUAGUAAUCUGCCUGACACCCCGUCUGUCCCACCCAGGGCAUUGUAACCAUCUACCCAGCCUCAUAUCUACCUCCCUCCUCUUUAUCUCAUAUUUGUAAGCACACUCUCCUUUAUUUACCUCAACUGUCCUGCAUCUGCCCCAGAGUUCCUCCUCCUCCUCUUUAAGCCGAGCCCAGAGCCCCAACAUGCAUCAACUGAACCAAAACCUAUGGAAAUGACAACACAGACCUGCUCAUCAGGAACCAAUAACCACAAAAUAAGAGCGGCAGAUUGUUAAAGGCAUCUUCUCUGAUUUUCAACUUUGUGUACAGUAGUUGGUACAAUAUCUUGUUCCUGAAUCUUCUGAGUCUCACAUUCAACAGAAAUCCUGAAGGUUUAGGAAGUGGCACCUUAAAAACAGUGACUGAAGUUGUUCCAUUACUGCCUGAAUGCAGCUGAAAGUAAAACAUGUGGGUUUACGAAGCACAAAAUUACAGUCUGUGUAGAAAAAGGGCAGCGUUUCAGUAUCGAUGCUCGUAACUCCCAAAACCAUCAACCACAGCAAACAAGUUGACAAUUGGUGAAGUCGCCCUUUAAGUGCAAAACAGCUGCUGCUCAGAUUUUGGGUGAGUGGUUUCAGGGUGUAGGUGUUUGACCGUUGCCUCAGUGUUAAGACUGUCAUUGAAAGUUGUUGGGGUGUUUUUGAGGGGAGGCCCAAAUCGCUCCACAAUGAAUUUAGCUUACAAUUCUGGGUUUGUUUGUCUGUUAGCUCAAAUGUUUUCAUCCCAACUUGCCUCUACUUUCAAAUGUCCCAAAGUGGGAGGAUACGUGAGGUGGACCUGCAGCAGCCUGGUGCAAGUCAAGGAUUAGAGGACUCCACAGUGAGGUCCACAUGCCGGCGUUGUGUAAACGUGGUAACGGGAAGCCCAGUAAAGUGUUGACGGUUCGGUCUGGACUGGCUGAAUGGCGGCGUGUUGUCAUUAUGUGUACAGGGAUUAUUGUAAAUCUCCAGACGCACUGAAGCCCAUCCUCUUUGUUCAGUAUGGAAAUUCAUGCAUUGAUCUCUGUAUGGAUUAAAUAUUAAACAUAUUUGUGUGCUGAAACAUAA